CCAUGGCAGCUAACACAGGAAAACUCGCAGGCCGUACGUUGUUUAUCACCGGAGCCAGUAGAGGUAUUGGUAAAGCCAUUGCCCUCAAAGCUGCUCGAGAUGGGGCCAACAUUGUAGUGGCUGCGAAAACUGCAGAUCCUCAUCCAAAACUUCCUGGAACCAUCUUCACUGCUGCUAAGGAGAUUGAAUUGGCAGGAGGACAAGCCCUCCCAUGUGUAGUGGACGUGCGGGAUGAGGGAUCUGUGCAGCAGGCCAUAGAUAAUGCCAUACAGCAGUUUGGUGGCAUCGAUGUUGUUGUGAACAAUGCCAGCGCCAUCUCCCUCACAGGAACCCAGGAGACUUCCAUGAAAAAAUAUGAUCUCAUGCAUCACAUUAAUACCAGAGGAACCUACCUUGUAUCCAAGUCAUGCAUUCCACACUUGUUAAAGAGUCCAAACCCACACAUCUUGAAUAUAUCUCCUCCUCUCAACAUGAGGCCACGCUGGUUCCAGAACCAUGUUGCUUACACCAUGGCCAAGUAUGGAAUGUCUAUGUGUGUGCUAGGCAUGGCUGAAGAAUUCAGAGAUAAUGGCAUUGCAUGUAAUGCACUAUGGCCACGUACUGGUAAGAUUUUCUUAUAGUUAUUUGAUGCUCUU
Molecule: messenger RNA, 635 nt
Organism: Homarus americanus (American lobster)
Lineage: Eukaryota; Metazoa; Arthropoda; Malacostraca; Decapoda; Nephropidae
Product: hydroxysteroid dehydrogenase-like protein 2
Exons: 4
Coding region: 3-620 (205 amino acids)
Cellular component (GO): mitochondrion
Source: RefSeq, a predicted model, not a curated record